AUGUUUCUACGAUCAACGAGGCCUAAGAACUAUUGGAAGUACGAAAUCAAUUUUUUACGGUCAAUUUUCUUCUAUUGUGACGGCCUCUUAAGUGUCUUGGAGGUUGGAUCAAGACCAGAGUACUUGCCAAAUGUCAUCAUGGCUGAAAAAAGACUAGUAUGUGUCUUUACAUUCUUCUUAAAUGAAUUACUCAUUGCUUUAAUUCCAGGUUGCUUAAGAAUUGAACCAUACCACCGAUGUUCAAACAUACCUGUUGAAACAAAUUCCAUACAAGAUUUGAACCAAAUAGAACUUGACAAGUAUUUAUCAUUGCCAAGUGUUAGUUUGCAUUGUAAUCCUUUAAAAUGGUGGAAAUUAUUCCAUUCAGAAUUUCCAACAUUGGCAAAAUUAGCUACGAAGUACUUGUGUAUACAAGGCACAAGUGUACUAAGUGAACGAAUUUUUAGUUGUGCUGGUAAUGUCAUUACUGAUCAUCGAUCCUCAUUGUCUCCAGAACAUGCUGAAGAGUUAAUUUUUUUGUCUAUGAAUGCCAAGUAUGUUUCUAAGUGA
Molecule: messenger RNA, 549 nt
Organism: Melanaphis sacchari
Lineage: Eukaryota; Metazoa; Arthropoda; Insecta; Hemiptera; Aphididae
Product: zinc finger BED domain-containing protein 4-like
Exons: 2
Coding region: 1-549 (182 amino acids)
Molecular function (GO): protein dimerization activity
Source: RefSeq, a predicted model, not a curated record